This is a messenger RNA of Rosa rugosa (rugosa rose), 783 nucleotides long. RefSeq lists its product as uncharacterized. The coding region runs from base 1 to 783 and encodes 260 amino acids. The transcript has 2 exons. Lineage: Eukaryota; Viridiplantae; Streptophyta; Magnoliopsida; Rosales; Rosaceae. The record is from RefSeq and is a predicted model, not a curated record.
AUGGAAAUUCCGAGGGGUGGGCCUAGACGUCGUGGUGGGGGUGUAAGAGAAGGUAGAACUGGUGAUAGGGACAGGUUCCGUCCCAUAGAGGAGCUUUAUGAUGAUGAUGUAGAGUCUUCUAUCGGUGUACAACCUACUCCGCCCAUGGGUGAAAUGGCUGACCCUGGUCGUCUGUUGAGAUUGGCUAGAGACAUUAAUCAUCUGGGAGCAGCCAAGUUUCAUGGAAGCAUGGAUUACAUGGUGGCUGAUCAAUGGGUCGAGGAUAUGGAGAAUUAUUUCGAGAUGAUGGACUGUAAUGAGAUCGAAAAGAGGAAGUUAGCCACUUUCAUGCUAAAGGGUGAGGCUAGGGUGUGGUGGAAUUGUAUGCAAAAGACCAUUGAUGUGACCACCUUGACUUGGGAUGGUUUUGUGAGACUAUUCCGAGAGAAGUACUUUCCAGCUUCAGUGAGAGAAAAAUUGGAACGGGAGUUCCUCUCACUAACACAAGGGAAGAUGACGGUGACAGAGUAUGAGGCAGAGUUCUCUAGGCUAUAUAGGUUUGUGAAAUCAAUGGAUGCUGAGGAUUUGGCCAAGAAGUUUCAGCGGGGGUUGAAUGCUUCCAUUGAGCGUGAUGUGGCCAUUUUGGAACUGAAGGUCAUGAAGGAAAUUCUAGCAAAGGCUCUGAUCAUUGAGCAACAGAACUUGAUUCAUAAGGAGAAGGAAACAGCUGAGAGGGAUUUUCAGGGAAAGGGAAAGGCAGUGGCAGAGACAAAAGACUCAGUUCCACCAUCAGGCCCCAGCUAG